CGGGUUUCCUGAAGUUUGGGUUGACUUUCAGAGAAUUAAUAGAGUUAUGGCCACUUCGAGUCCGGGACUGCGGGAAAUACGCGGACCCCUGCUCCCACCCAAGGCCCUGGUGGAGGAGAGCGAUGAGUGUCUGAUGGAAGACGUGGAGGACGAAGAUCCGGCGUUUGUCGAUGCCGAGGAGCUCUGCAGUGGGGGCCUAAAGGCUGGCAGCCUCCCUGGGUGCCUCCGAGUUGUAAUUGCUGAUGAAAACACUCAAGAGCAGUGUGAAGUGUUUGGACGUUUUCCAUUAACGGGUCCUUGGUGGCGAGUGAAGGUGCAAGUGAAGGCUGUGGGAUCCCGGAAAUAUCACGUUCAAGGAUUUCCGUCGUACUUUUUACAGUCUGAUAUGUCACCACCCAAUCAAAAAAGUAUCUGUUCCCUCUUUCUUAAAGACUGUGAGGUCUCCGGUGACACUAGAAAUAAGUUUUUAGCAUGGGUAAAUAACACAUUAGGCUAUAAAAACCUCAACUUUGAAAAUCUUAGGGAAACAAUGAGAAUGUUCAAAAAAGAACCUGGGAGGAAUGGUCAAAAACAGUCUACACGGACUGAACAGGAAGAGUCCCAACCAGAUCAUGAGAGGCGCCUUGCUGUGGAAAACACAAUUCCAUUUAUAAGUGUAAUGACAGCAUUGCAGUUUCCGAAGAUAAUGGAAUUCCUUCCAGUUCUUCUGCCUCGGCACUUUAAACAGCUCAUAAGCUCAGAUUCUAAAGAUGUGUUGGGAAAGAUAGAAGAGAUUUUAGGUACGCAUCCAUGGAAACUUGGAUUUAGUAAAAUAACCUACAGAGAACUGAAGCUUCUGCGAUGUGAGGCGAGUUGGACAGCGUUUUGUCAGUGCACGUCUCUUCUCCAGUUGAUGACUGAUUUAGAGAGGAAUGGAUUGAUAAUAUAUUCUAAACUGAAGCAGAUAUGUAGAGAGCAUGGGCACACGUAUGUAGAAGAAGCUGACUUGACUUCCCAGUUGUCGAACUGUAUGUCUUUUCAUGAUGUCUGGCAGUCUCUGCAGUUUUUGAAGGAUAUCGGUGUGGUGACAAAUAAGAAGACCUGUAUCUUUCCUUAUGACCUUUACCGGGCUGAAAGAGACAUUGCCUCUUUAAUAGGGGACUUGAUGAUGAGGCCUCCGUGGCGUUUGCACGUCGAUGUCAAAAAGGUGCUUGUGUCUCUUUAUACCAAAAGACCUGAGGGUUCAAGAAGUGACGAUACAUUGAAUGAAAGUAAACCUGAUGAAACAAGAUUAGAAACUUUGGAGGACAUUCUGAACACACAGGGCAGUGGUGACCAUCUCUUGGAUAAUGGUGAAAGUGAAGAUAAUGCAGAAAUAAGUCAAGGUCAGCUGGACCAGGAUCAGGUGGCUGCUCUGGAAAUGAUCUGCUCCAAUGCUGUGACGGUCAUAAGUGGGAAAGGUGGUUCUGGGAAGACCACAAUUGUUAGCCGUCUCUUUAAGCAUGUAGAGGUCUUGGAAGAAAGCGAAGUAAAAAAAGCUUGUGAGGACUUUGAACAAGACCAGGAUGUGCCAGCAGAGUGGAUUACCUUCAGCCAGCAAAGUCCACCAAAGUCAGACAAGGCUAUCGAAGUUUUACUUACUGCACCUACGGGGAAAGCAGCUGGUUUGCUGAGAGAGAAGACUGGUUUUAGUGCUUACACACUGUGUCAGGUCAAUUAUAGCUUCUAUUCAUGGAAGAAAAAAACGGACAUGAGCAAUCCAUGGAAAUUUUCUUCAGUUAGAGUUCUAGUUGUGGAUGAAGGGAGUUUGGUGUCUGUGGGAGUCUUCAAAUCUGUUUUAAAUUUAUUGCUUGAGCACUCCAAACUUUCUAAGCUUAUUAUUCUUGGUGAUAUUAGACAGUUACCCAGCAUUGAACCUGGUAACUUGCUGGAAGAUCUUUUUGACACUCUUAAGUCAAGAAAGUGUGCUAUUGAACUGAAGACAAACCACAGAGCAGAAUCUGAGCUAAUUGUGGACAAUGCUACAAGAAUCUCAAACCGCCAAUUUCCAAAAUUUGAUGCAGAGCUGAAUAUCUCUGAUGAUCCAACAUUCCCUGUCUCAGUACAAGAUAAAACAUUUAUUUUUGUGAGACUCCCAGAAGAGGAUGCUAGUUCUCAGUUAUCAGAAAAUAAUCAUCAAUCUUAUUUAUAUUCUGCCGUGAGUACUUUACUCAAAGAAAAUGACCUACAGCGUGCAGAGACAUCACAAUUUAUUGCAUUUAGAAGGCAAGACUGCGACGUCAUCAACGUCUGCUGCGGCAGGCACUACACGGGCCACCUGAUCAAAGACCAUCAGAAGAGACUUAUAUUUGGAAUUGGUGAUAAAAUUUGUUGUACCAAGAAUGCGUAUCUCUCGGAUUUACUGCCUGAGAAUACCUUCAACAGUCUGCAAAAUAAUGAACUAGGGGCCAGUGGUGAGGACUUUAAUUGGACUCCUCAUGAUGUUGCUAAAAAUAAACACGACUUUGAGAGUGGUAUUCGACUCUGCAAUGGAGAAGUAUUUUUCAUAACAAAUGAUAAAACGGAUAUAACUGCUGGAAAGAAAAGAUAUUUGACCAUUAAUAAUAUGGCCGGCUUGGAAGUAACUGUGGAUUUUGGGAAACUGAUGAAACACUGUCGCAUAAGACAUGCAUGGGCAAGAACUAUUCACACAUUUCAGGGGUCUGAGGAGCAGACCGUGGUCUAUGUGGUCGGGAGGGCGGGCCGCCAGCACUGGCAGCACGUCUACACCGCGGUGACCAGGGGCCGCAGCAGAGUGUACGUCAUCGCGGAAGAGUCUCAUCUCCGGAACGCAAUUUCGAGGAAGAGUGUCCGCAGAAGAACUCGUUUGAAACAGUUUUUGCAAAAUGAGCUCUCCAUGAGCUGUGCAUCUCCAGCAGAUUGUGCAUCUCCGUCACAGAGCUCCAGAAACAGCAGGGGACCCAGCACACCGCCCUCAGCGUCACCACUCCCGAUGGACCCAGCUGAUGCUGGGACAAACGAUUUCCCCAGAAGCCAGGCCUCUGCAGUGGGUGACCAGAUGCCUGCCUUUGCUGGAAGAUGGAAAUUUUCUUUCCCUGAUGAAGCAGAUACAGAUGAAGACCCAUCCAAAUCACGAGGGUUCAAAAGAAGCAGUGUUGUGAAUGAAGAUGAAAGCCCAAACAAAAUUCUUAUGAUGGAGGAAUCGUCUCCACAAGUGUCUUCCAAACUUCAGAACUUGAAACUAAACAGUUUGACCCCCAGGCAACUUUUCAAACCCACAAGUAAUCAAGAAACUUAAUUUUCCUUCUGAUUAUUCAAAAUAAUUGUCUAUUUUUUCCAUUCAACGCAAAGUGGACAUCAUAACUUCAGGAUAAAGAGGAUAAAAGAGUAUCAGGAUAAAAGAGGAUGCCUGUAAUGGGAGUUUUAUUUUAAGGUGUUUGUAUUACAGAUGUUUUAAACUCAUUCGAUCAAAGAAAACCUUGAUGAUGUCAAUGUCUGUCAUGAGAACAGGCAGCAAUGGGCAUAAAUGAGAGAAAACGGUGUCAUAUCUGUACUUUAUGAAGAGUUUUAUUUUUAGGGUAAUGCCUUAUUAACUUCCGUGAUCACUGUGUGACCUUCGCCAAGGGGUGACGUGUGGCAAUGAGGAACUGCAACUGCGUCUCUCACUGACACCAGUGUCAGGUGUCACGUCUUCUGUGAAGGGAUCACCUCCCAAGGCUGCCGUUUGUCCCUCACUACUGUCAGGCUCUACCUCACCUGGGGCUGUUCCCGGGAACUCCGGAACUUGAGAAGUAACUGAUGUGUAACAUUGUCUGAGUUGAAGGUGUAUGAAACUCACCUCUUGCAUUAUGACGACCACUGUAACAUUACCUAACACCUCCAUCGUGUCACGUGAUUGUCACUGCGGGGGGUGCGGGGGCACGUUGCUCUGAAGAUACUCUAUUUUGGAAAAGUUUUUUCUCAGAGUGAUUUCUAUUUUUUUAAUGUUUUAUUUAUUGUUAAAUGGUAGAAGAAAUAGUUAAGAGGGAAGAUUUACCUGAUACUCUGAUGUUUUAAAAAUUGCAUUAUGGAGAUAUAAUUCAUAUACAAUUCACCCAUUUGCACAGCUGAGUAGCUUUUAGUAUAUUCACAGUUGUAAUACCAAUACCACAAUCAAUUUUAGAAUAUUUUUAUAUGAUCACCUAAAGAACUCUUGCCCCUUUCAGCUCUAAUACCUUCCUACCCGCUAGCCCUGGGCAACUGGUAAUCUACUUUGUCUCUGCCCUUUAUUAUGAUGUCUUUGAUUUAGCAUGAUAUUUUCAGAUUUCAUCCAUGUCGUAGCAUGUAUCUACCAGUGCAUCUUUCUUUUUUAAAAAAAAUAAAAGAUUAAAAACAA
Phyllostomus hastatus (greater spear-nosed bat) is the source of this 4354-nucleotide messenger RNA. RefSeq names its product DNA helicase B (gene HELB). The record is from RefSeq and is a predicted model, not a curated record. The coding region runs from base 47 to 3277 and encodes 1076 amino acids. The transcript is spliced from 13 exons. Lineage: Eukaryota; Metazoa; Chordata; Mammalia; Chiroptera; Phyllostomidae.